AUGAACCUAGGGGCAUAAAAUCUAAGUGAACCAUUGCUAAGUCGAGAGUCAGAAGAUGAAUAUACUAAAGAGGAAUUAUUCUAUGAAACGUAACCUCAAAUAGGUCGCCAAAACACCGAAAGUCCUAAAAAAUCAUCAAAAAAGCAGCAUUAUACCUAUAAAUCUUUUCAUUUAUCUCAUUAAAGAAAAGUUUGUGCAACAUCUACAGCGGACAUAAGCAAAAACACUGAAGAUUUAGAGGAAGCAUUCAGAAUAGCAGUUUGUAAGGAAGGGUAAUUAGGAGAAGGAGGAAAGGAGUCAAGAACGAUAGGAUCUUUAACUGAGCUAGAAAAACAGCCUUAGAUGACUCCAUUGUAGCUAGCUGCACUUGUUGGCAAUUCUGAUAUGAUAAAAUAUCUUGUCAAAUUUGGUUGUAAAAAAGAGGAGUUGACCUCUUCAGGCUAAAAUAUGAUACAUCUAGGAGCAUAGGCAAAUAAGCCUUUUACAAUUGUAUACUUUAAGGAGCAGGGUCUAAAUAUUAACCUCUAAGAUAAUAGAGGCUAGACGCCAUUACACCUGGCUUGUAUUAAUGAUUCUUACACAUCAUUUCAUUAUCUAAUAGCUUAGAAGGCAGAUAAAAUGAUAAAAGACAAUAAAGGUUUGACAGCCCUACAUCAUGCGGUAUUAUCUUCAUUCAAGACUUAAAGUGACUAUCUUCUCAUAAAACUUAUACUAAAAGGUGCUUCGAGAGAUGUCAAAGAUAAUUAUGGAAGAUAUCCUGUAGAUUUACUAGAAAAUUUUACCCCAAGAGAUAAAGCAGAUGUUGAUGACUAGACUAGUACAUUUACUGUAGAUAUGUUUUAUUUAUUCUCUUUGUUCUUAUAUCUUUGUUGCUGGAUUAGAGAUCCUGGUUCAACAAAAUCAAAAGAUAUAAGCAUUUAAAAAGUUCAGUCUGUGAUUAAAAAAGAAAAGAAAUUCUCUCAAUUGGUGGCAAGGAAAAAUCAUCUACUAUUUAUCGGAUUUUUAUUCAGUACAUUUGGACUAAUUCUGACUACUAUCAUUGUUUCAAUCAAAGCUAUUGCAGUAUAACCUUAAGAAAAUAUUUCUAAAUAUUUAGAAUUCGAUUUGGAUAGAGAUAUGACUUUCAAUAAUGAUUAACAUUCAGAUGAAGCUAUUUAUCAAUUCAAUCACAUCUAUGUGAGCUAUUUCAUCUACAAUCUGCUGUGUAUUUUCAAUUUGCUAAUAGCUUGUGUUUUUGUGAUUCCAUUGUCUUACCUACUUAUGCUUCAGCUACAUAACUAUUAUUCCAAGCAUUUCAAGAAACAAAAAAUUACACAGGAUUCAGUCUAUGGAAUUAAUAAAAAUAAUGUUAAUAAAGAUAUUAAUUGA
Molecule: messenger RNA, 1368 nt
Organism: Stylonychia lemnae
Lineage: Eukaryota; Ciliophora; Spirotrichea; Sporadotrichida; Oxytrichidae
Source: the annotation of a GenBank genome assembly